UCCUACGCAUUCUCCAUGCGCUUUCACAAGCUAAUCAAUAAAACAGAACCAACUCCCCCACAGAGAAACUCCACGCGAGUUAUGUGGAGGAGAGGACUGUUCUUUCCAAUGGCUCCUCCUCUUCCUCCAUCUAGAGGACCAUUCUUCCUGAUGGCUCCUCCUCUUCCUCCAUCUCCUUCAUUCAUCGCCUCGAGCAAACACGAUGAUCACGAAGAGGGGAGGAUGGAACCAUCGGGGUACGCCAGGAAAAGUUAUGACCUGAACAGCAAGAUCAUGCUGGCGUCGAUCAUUUCGUUGUCGGUGGUGGUAGUUCUCGUCACCCUCCUCCACAUAUACGCGAGGUGGCUCAUCCGCCGCCAGGCCCGCCGCAGGGCAGCCAUGAAUAGCUUGGGCCUGGUGGCCCGGGGAAAUCAUCACUCUCAGCCUCCGCCCAAGACGGGCCUUGACCCUUCAGUCAUAGCCUGCCUCCCCACAUUUGUAUUCCGGCAACUCGAUACGACAGCCCAGACUGCGACCACACUGACUGCAUCCGAGUGUGCGGUCUGCCUGAGUGUCUUAGAGGACGAGGAAGUGGUUAGACUGUUGCCUAACUGCAAGCACACUUUCCACAUUGAAUGCAUUAAUAAGUGGUUCGCCACGCACUCAACAUGCCCAAUUUGCCGGGCCGAAGCAAAGCCUGCAGAUCAGCCUGAACCGGCUGGUCAGUCUGCUGGGCCUCCACCAACAGCACCGCCGAUACUCGAACGCACAGGUUCUGUGGUCUCUUUGUGCGUGGAGGGUACUUCAUCAGAAGAGGCAGGGGCGAGCUCAGCCCAUAAGCGGAGCGGAUCAAUCUCGAGGCUCAGUUCAUUCAGGAGAAUGCUCAGCAGGGAAAGAUCAUCAAGAAGGAUUCAGCCCGAAGAAGACGGUACGGAAGAUCUUGAAAGACAACAGUGAGUUAGAAAGCAUAAAGUUGACAAGAAUUUUUCCUCUAUUCCAUUUUUCAGUUCUUAUGUAUACAUGUCACGCCAUACAAUUGAUAUAUGACACACACUUUCUGGUUAACAAAGUCAGCUGUAUCGCUCGAGUUUUGCCGAUAGUGUUAGAAGUUCAAUAUCCCUGUAAAUUUUUGUACUCCUAGGGCAUAUAUAGUACAUACACAUAAACAUAUACAUGAACAUUAAACUUGGUCUA
Messenger RNA from Punica granatum (pomegranate), 1173 nucleotides. The record is from RefSeq and is a predicted model, not a curated record. NCBI's taxonomy places the organism in Eukaryota, Viridiplantae, Streptophyta, Magnoliopsida, Myrtales, Lythraceae.